AUGGCUACCAUCUCCAAACAGCAACAACAGUCAUCACCUUCUCCACCAUCGGUACCCUCGCCGCAGGCCCUUGCAUCUCGUGGUCGUCGCCCCGCACUAAUACCCCACAAUGCUGAUCUCUCGCUCUCACUUUCAGCCGCUGCCACAGCUCUAGGGAUGGCUUCGUAUUCUCCGAACCGCGCACGGGGAACUAGUGGUAAUAGUGGAAGCUUACUAUGGGUACUUCCGUCGUCGAGUCCCCCGACAGCGGCGUGGUCAGGAGAUUCGUUGGAGACAAGGUGGAAGGAAGACGGGCAAAUGUGUGAUAUCGACCUAGAUGACGACCAGCGAGAAGCUGUGAGGAGUCUUGUCGUUAAGGAUGUGUUCUCGUGGGUAAAUGAAAUGGAUAGUGAUCAACCACGGUCACAACUACAAAAAACAAAAAUACCAGAGACUGCUCCUACUUCCCCGAUGAGCGGAAAUUUCCCAGAGGAAUUGGACUUUCGGCGACGCCGACUACAGGAGGCCGAACGGGAUAUGGGGAGCAAGCGGUAA
Morchella importuna is the source of this 534-nucleotide messenger RNA. RefSeq lists its product as uncharacterized. NCBI's taxonomy places the organism in Eukaryota, Fungi, Ascomycota, Pezizomycetes, Pezizales, Morchellaceae. The record is from RefSeq and is a predicted model, not a curated record. The coding region runs from base 1 to 534 and encodes 177 amino acids. The transcript has 2 exons.